Molecule: messenger RNA, 1615 nt
Organism: Oldenlandia corymbosa var. corymbosa
Lineage: Eukaryota; Viridiplantae; Streptophyta; Magnoliopsida; Gentianales; Rubiaceae
Source: the annotation of a GenBank genome assembly
GGUAAAAAAAAAAAACUACGAAUUGACUGAGAAUUAGUAAUUUGAAACAUAGUGUGGGGUUGUCUACUAGGAAAAGAGAGAAGAAAAAGAAUUUGAUCCCAUUGUGACGAACCUUAAGAACCCGUCACUGUCAAUCUUGAGUCGCAUGCGUCAUAUUAUGGAUGAUUGCUCACAAUAAUUGAAAUCCAGGUCCCAGAUGUGGGGUAGGAAUCAAUCUGUACGCUCUCUGUUUCAAAAUUAUUAUCCAAUUUUAGAUUUUAUUUUUAGUAUAAUUUAAACUAGAAAUGAAAAUUUAAACUGGACAAUAAUUAUAGGAAGGAAGGAGUACAAAAUUUCCAUAUUUCUGGCACACAGAUCAUCAUGUAUGAACAGAGUGAAGAAUCUCAAAAAAAAAAAGAAAAGAAAAAAGAUUUCCAUUGCUGUGCACCACCGAUCAAAAAGGCCUUUUAGCAUAAUCCAUCAAUAAAUAGAUCCGAUUUGUCGAGCUCAGCUAGCAAAACACACACACACACACACACACAAAAGCCAUACAUAUCAUCAGUGCUAUUCUCAGAUCCAUCCUUCCACCGCCGCCGAGAACCAGAAAUGGCUGCUGAUAACCCGACGCGAUUCGUCGAACACAUCGUCCUCUUCAAAGCCAAACCGGAAGUUGAACCCGACAGAGUCGACGCCAUGGUCCAAAACCUCCAGAACCUGGCGUCAAUCGAGACCGUCCUCCACUUCACCGCCGGCCCGAUCCGCAAUUUCCGACCAUCCUCCUCUCUCACCUUCACUCACAUGAUCUACAGUCGCUACGCCACCAAAGAGGAUCUCGACGGCUUCGCCGUCCACCCCGUUCACCUCGGCGUCAUCGGACAAACGAAGCCCCUCCUCGACGACGUCAUGGCCGUGGAUUGGUGGCACUCCUCCGACUCGAUAACCAUCCCCUCCGGAUCGGUCCUGAGGGUGAGUUUCUUGAAAUUGAAGGAUAAUUUGGAGGAGACAGAGAAAAAUCAGCUGUUGGGGAUAAUUGAGGGAUUGAAAGACAAAUUCCCGUCGAUUCAGGAGCUGAGCGUCGGCGAGAACUUCUCUCCGGCCAGGUGCAAAGGCUUUUCGAUCGCCUCCGUGGCGGUGUUUAAGGACGCCGGAGAAUUGGAGAAAUUUGAUUCGGAAUGGGAGGCGGUGGCCAGCGAGCAGAGAGAUUUGAUGAAAGAAAAGGUGGAGGAUGCUAUUGUGUUCGAUUAUGUGAAGCCAUAAUUAUUCUACCCAACCCCUGGGCUUUCAUGUAUUUUUGUAUUUGUACUUUAAUUAAUUGUCUUGUGUUUUUAUGUCUUAUUACAUCCUCUCCUUUCACUUUCUACUAUUGAUAUUGUAUUAUGGUUCUAAAUGUAAUAUUAGUAAAGUUGAAUCUGAUCUUUUGUUCUGCGGUACCAAGUUCUACAACUUGAUUUAGAGUGUAGUGAUAUUUGAUCUCGCGAGAUUUCGAUAAAGUCUCUUCAUACUUAUAGCAUUUACCAUUAGAUCAUUUUACGGAAUUACUCCCUCUGUUCCAAAAUUAUUGUCCAAUUUGAGAUUUCACUUUUAGUACAAUUUGACUAGAAAUGAAAAUCCAAACUGGACAAUAAUUAUGGGACGG